Archocentrus centrarchus (flier cichlid) is the source of this 651-nucleotide messenger RNA. RefSeq names its product zinc finger protein 385B (gene znf385b). Lineage: Eukaryota; Metazoa; Chordata; Actinopteri; Cichliformes; Cichlidae. The record is from RefSeq and is a predicted model, not a curated record. The coding region runs from base 208 to 651 and encodes 147 amino acids. Gene Ontology annotation, molecular function: nucleic acid binding; zinc ion binding. The transcript has 5 exons.
ACAGAGUUGAUCACUGUCCGGAUACCUGAUGGAUGAAUGGGAUGGAUGAUCGAUAACCGAUCAGUUAAACCCGGCGCGCACUCACAGAGCGGAGACUCUGAUCGCUUCAGUAUUGAUGAUCAGUGAACGGUAGGCAGCUGGCAUUGUGAGCGGAGUUGUGCGCUUCCAACAGGACUCUACUUUCUUUAUCCACCCUCGUCCUCCGGGAUGAAGACUCCUCUCAGCCCUUCUCAGCUCCUGGAGAGUGGGCAGAUCUUUGGCUUUGGAGUGAUGUGUCAAGACCUGAUGGACCCGCCUACACCUGCAACCAUCAGUCUCUCUGUCCAGCAGACUCCAUCCUCAGGUCAGGGUGGGGCAUACUCGCUGUGUGAGGUGUGUAACCUCCAGCUGACCUCUGCUGCUCAGGCCCAACUGCACUACAAUGGCAGGUCUCACCUCCGGAGAGUGAGACAGCUCCAGGCUAGGGAGACAGGACAGCAGGCAGCAGGAGCCCAGUCCAGGUCUCUCCCCCAGGUCACAGGGCUCAAUCCCCAGCCAGCAGGACUCACUGGCCUGAGCUCAGGCCUCAGCGCUCCUUCCAGCACGACUGCAGUCGUCUUCAGUGAAAGACGUGCAAGUGCUCAUGAUAGCAAGAGGGGCAUUAAGACCUAA